This is a messenger RNA of Balearica regulorum gibbericeps (East African grey crowned-crane), 711 nucleotides long. RefSeq names its product tetraspanin 8 (gene TSPAN8). NCBI's taxonomy places the organism in Eukaryota, Metazoa, Chordata, Aves, Gruiformes, Gruidae. Gene Ontology annotation, cellular component: plasma membrane. The record is from RefSeq and is a predicted model, not a curated record.
AUGGCGGGUGUAAGCAGCUGCAUGAAGUACUCCAUGUUCAUCUUCAACUUCUUAUUUUGGGUGUGUGGUUCCAUUAUUUUGGGAGUUUCUAUAUGGAUACGUGUUAGUAAAGGUGCUCAGCAGGAGUUGGAGAUAGACAGCAGCCUGUUUGCAGGGGUUGAUCUGCUGAUAGCCGUGGGCUCCGUUAUUAUGGUCCUUGGGUUUCUGGGGUGCUGUGGUGCCAUAAAGGAGAGCCGGUGCAUGCUGCUGUUGUUUUUUAUUGGACUGCUUCUGAUCCUGAUCCUUCAGGUCACAGGAGGUAUUUUAGGAGCAGUGUACAGAUCUCAGAUUGAAACAUCUCUGAACAAGACUCUCCUGGCAAGUGUGGGUUCAUUGCAAAGCUCUACAGAAGAAUCUAAAGCAUUUCAAGAGAAAUUCCAGAAGUUUGAGAGAACGAACAAGUGCUGCGGUUUGCUGCAUGGACCUGAAGACUGGGGAAAAAAUUUUGCUAGUAAUAAAAUCUGUGAGUGUGAAUCAAACGACUCAUCAACAGACAUCUGCACCGUCUUUCAAGACAGAUAUGUUUAUAAAACGCCUUGUGGAAAUGUGAUUGUCAAAUACCUUAAAGACCAUCUGCUCAUAAUUAUGGGGAUUGCCUUUGGACUGGCCGUUAUUGAGAUACUCGGUUUGGGGUUUUCUAUGAGCCUCUACUGCCAGAUCCAGAGAAAAUGA